GUUUUGACAGUGACAACUGUCAAAGACGUCUUAAAAUGAAAAUAAUAUUUUAUAUGGUGCUCUAUUAAAUAACAUAAAACUCAGAAAGAAAAUAUAAAUGUUUGCCACAAUUUUGUAAGAAUAUGGCAUCAAAACUGCCAAAGAGUGCCUUAAACUUAAAACAGUUUCUUCUUCGACAGGAAGUACUAAAACUAUACAGAGAAAUCUUCCGCACAUUGAGGAAAAUUCCUGAUGCAUCUACUUGUCAAGAACUAAAAGAGUGGGCAAGAACAGAUUUUAAAAGCAAUAAGCAUUGUACUGACGAAACAUCCAUAAAGUCUAUGUUACAUUAUGGAAAGAAAUCAUUAAAGGACCUCCAAAGAUCACUUGCCCUUAGUGAAAGUUAAUACAGUGAAACAAAUUUAAAUGUAGUUUAGUUUAUUAUUACUAUUACCAGUGUGAUGUUAUUUAUAAGCAUAAACUUAUUAUGCAGAGUGUUUAAUUUACCUAAAACCUAUAUAUAAACCUUGA
Pieris napi is the source of this 510-nucleotide messenger RNA. Its product is annotated as LYR motif-containing protein 2. Gene Ontology annotation, cellular component: mitochondrion. Bases 123 to 386 code for a protein of 87 amino acids. The record is from RefSeq and is a predicted model, not a curated record. The transcript has 2 exons. Lineage: Eukaryota; Metazoa; Arthropoda; Insecta; Lepidoptera; Pieridae.